Messenger RNA from Penicillium nucicola, 558 nucleotides. RefSeq lists its product as uncharacterized. The coding region runs from base 1 to 558 and encodes 185 amino acids. Lineage: Eukaryota; Fungi; Ascomycota; Eurotiomycetes; Eurotiales; Aspergillaceae. The record is from RefSeq and is a predicted model, not a curated record. The transcript has a single exon.
AUGACUAUUACCGCGGCUACUGCAUCUGGCUUAUUUCAUUACAAGGAAGCGUCUCUAUCAGAGGUUGACCUUCCAGACGAUGAUUUAGCAACCAUUCAACGUGUUAUCUCUUUUCUUUACCAUCAAGACUAUCAAGACACCAGCGAAGCGCAAGUCAAAAGUCGAGACUGUGCUCUGGAUCAUGAUAUAGAGCCCAAUGCAGCUAUGUGGAACAACCUUGGGGUGUUUAUAGCGGCUGAUAAAUUCGACAUUUCGACUCUGAAAGACCUUGCAAGAUCUCGAGUUAUUAAGUGGAUCGACAAAAAUGCGAGCAAGUCGCCCUUGAUUAUUGAAAAAAUCUGGACCACCACUCCACCACAAGAGAUUCUGCUUCGCGACGCCAUAACCAAGUCAAUUUCAUCAGAUGCCCACCGAUUUGUCACCCAUGAUGAAAGCAUGGAAGUCAUGCAAAACUCACCAGAUAUCACUAUUUCGAUUAUGAAGAAGCUCGUUGCCGUCAAUGAUACGAUGAAACUUCACAUUGAGCUUGGUAAGAAAAAAUUGUUACCGCGACGCUGA